GAUGUACCUUGUCCGGUAUAAAUAGGAGCUUCCAUUGCAAUGCUUCUCCACAUGAGCGCAUUGAUAGUAGUACAGAGUGAGUGAUCAGUAGGAGAUGGACAUGGAGAUCCCGGUGAUCGACCUCCAGGGGCUCACCGGCGACGCCCCCCAGCGGUCGCAAGCCAUGGCGCGGCUCCACGAAGCCUGCAAGGACUGGGGCUUCUUCUGGGUGGACAGCCAUGGCGUCGACGCCGCGCUCAUGGAGGAGGUGAAGCGCUUCGUGUAUGCCCACUACGACGAGCAUCUCAAGCAUAGGUUCUACGCCUCCGACCUCGCCAAGGACUUGCAGCUGCCGGCGGAGGAAUCCAAAAUUGUCUCCGGUGAGGUGGACUGGGAGACCGCCUACUUCAUCCGGCACCGUCCCGCCAACAACGUCGCCGACUUCCCGGAGAUCCCGCCGGCCACACGGGAGAUGCUCGACGUGUACAUCAGCCAGAUGGUGUCGCUCGCGGAGCGGCUGGCCGAGUGCAUGAGCCUCAACCUGGGCCUGGACGGCGGCCUCGUCAGGGACACCUUCGCGCCGCCGUUCGUCGGCACCAAGGUCGCCAUGUACCCGGCCUGCCCGCGGCCGGACCUAGUGUGGGGCCUCCGCGCCCACACCGACGCCGGUGGCAUCAUCCUGCUCCUGCAGGACGACGUCGUCGGCGGGCUGGAGUUCUUCCGGGGCGACCGGGAGUGGGUUCCCGUGGGCCCCACCAAGGGCAGCAGGAUCUUCGUCAACAUCGGGGACCAGCUGGAGGUGAUGAGCGGCGGCGCCUACAGGAGCGUGCUGCACCGCGUCGCCGCCGUCGCCGAGGGGCGGCGGCUGUCGGUGGCGACGUUCUACAACCCCGGGGCCGACGCCGUUGUGGCGCCGGCGACCGCGGCGAGGGAGCCGGCGGCGCAGCUGUACCCCGGGCCGUACAGGUUCGGCGACUACCUGGACUACUACCAGGGCACCAAGUUUGCUGACAAGGCGGCGAGGUUUCAGGCUGUCAAGGAACUGUUCGGUUCACGGAUUGUGCACGAUUGACUAGCUGUGCUCGUUGGGGUUUCAUUGUAGUAGUACUCCUUGGACUAUUUCCUGGUGUUCGUUAACUGCUCCCUACUUUUCUAAAUAUAAGUCUUUCUAGAUAUUUUAAUAUGGACAA
Messenger RNA from Triticum dicoccoides, 1169 nucleotides. Its product is annotated as 1-aminocyclopropane-1-carboxylate oxidase 1-like. The coding region runs from base 95 to 1051 and encodes 318 amino acids. The transcript has 3 exons. The record is from RefSeq and is a predicted model, not a curated record. Lineage: Eukaryota; Viridiplantae; Streptophyta; Magnoliopsida; Poales; Poaceae.